Rana temporaria (common frog) is the source of this 3614-nucleotide messenger RNA. It is a transcript of the gene OTOA, whose product is annotated as otoancorin. The transcript is spliced from 29 exons. NCBI's taxonomy places the organism in Eukaryota, Metazoa, Chordata, Amphibia, Anura, Ranidae. Gene Ontology annotation, cellular component: cell surface. The record is from RefSeq and is a predicted model, not a curated record. Gene Ontology annotation, biological process: cell-matrix adhesion. The coding region runs from base 123 to 3401 and encodes 1092 amino acids.
UGAAUGUGAAAGUGAAGCUUUGUCUCCUGUUGGCGUUUCUCAGUCAACAAAGUGCUGCAGCUGCCCAGAAUUCCUUUAUUCCAGAUUUGCCUCCUCAACUUUUGCAAGGACUGGAUGAACUGAUGAGCAGAAAAUAUUUGAUUGGCUUUCUUCACAUACUGCAGUUUCAAAGCCCCAAUACAUGGACAUCUGAUCUGAAAGACAAAAUAAAAGUUUACUUGUAUUUACAAUAUCUACAAGAGCUUGGAGACCUCCAGCUUUCUGUAACAAAUUAUAUCAAACAACUCACUGAAGACCCAGAGUAUCUUCUGACCGAACUGCAACAACUUGAUCACCAGUUAUUUCCUCUUGCUAUGAAAUAUCUGCUCACAGGGAAGAAAGAAGACUUUACUGAGGACAUCAGUAUUUUUCUGGAUUUUGAAACUAUGAGAGAGAAGGUAUUUCAAUGUCCCACAGGAAAUCGGACAUUAUUCAUCCUCACCUACCAGAAAUGCCUUCAAGCUCUGAAUUCAGCAGAAUGUGUAGACAUACUGGGACACGUUCUACGCAUGUAUGGGGAGAUGUACUUGGACACAAAUAUGAUAGUAAAAUUGCCAACUGAAAUAUUAGACGACCCCUUCCGAAACCUGUCAUCUGUGUUUAGAGAUCUGUAUGAUAAAAUGAGCGCUACCAACCAAAGAGCUGUGUAUGAGUGGAUGACUCAAACCCUUCAAAAAUCAUACGCUGUUUAUGAAGCCAAUGGAUCAUCAUCAUGGGUAACUGCAGAGAGUCUCUGGAUAUUGGGCCAACUUAUGGUUCUUUUACCACUGAAUGAAAUCAGCAAAAUAAAUAUCAAUGAGAUCCGCAUGUUUAUUAGCUGUGACAAUGCCACAAAGCAGCUGGAUACAGUAUAUGAUAUCACACAAGAUCUUGCAAAAGCAUUUCUGGAACUUAUAAACUCAUCAGGGUUUGAUAUGAGGAACAUCUCCACUAUAUACAGGCUGGGUUUGCUGGUCUGCUUCUAUGAUGAUAUCCAAGAUAUUGAUUCAUUGGUCGCAAAAGCUUUACUGCAUCAGAUGAUCAAGUGCAACCAGCUGCGGGGCUUCCGUGCUGAUGUACAGAAGCUGAAAGCUAGGCUCAUGCAUAUUGCCACCAUAAAUCAGACCCUGAAUGACAGUGUGGGAUCUCUUUCGGAUGCUGUGGUAAGCCUAACCAUAUCCCAGCUGGAAUCCCUGUCGCCAGAAGCUGUGCAGGGUGCUAUCCUAACCCUGCAGCAAGUCUCCGGCUGGACCAAGAGCCAGGUCAUGAUCCUGACCAAAAAGUUUCUCCAGUCUGAAAAGAAUUUAACAUAUUCCAAUGUAAGCCAGCUUGGAGAACUGGUGACUGGUGUCAGCGCAGACUUAUUUUAUGAGAUGACUUCACGGGAGCUUUUACUAGCUCUGAAAAAUGGACUUUCCCUGCAUGCACCAGGAAUUUCACCAGCACAGCAAGAAAGCAUUCUAAACAAGCUGAUGUCUUCUGGAGGGUUUCAGACGGUUCUAGCAGAGAUGAGUGGCGCAUUCUUUAAAGACGUGUCUCUCUCGCAACUGUCAUCAGAAAGGGACUUGGAUGUCGCAGUCCUAAAGGAGAAAGAGAUGAGAACAAGUCAGGCUCUAUUUCUGUUGGAGUUGCUGUCUAAUGAAACAACACUGGAGAAUCUGCUGAGUACAGGACAGUUGGCGAAGGGUAUUACCUGUGAACAGAUAGACAACAUUAUUGACGCCAGCCAUUUCAAGCUCAUUGAGAAGAACCUACCAUUCCUUUCUCCAUUUCAGAUUCAUUGUCUGGCCUGGAAAUACUGGAGGGUUUCCAAAGCAGACAUUCCCCCGUUCCUGCUAGCUGUACUUCCGACUAGCUACUUUGCCUCUUACCCUCUUGUCUGCAAAAAGUUGUUAAUUGGCCUCAGGAAGGGGGACCUUAACUAUUUGCUGUUAAAUGAAAACAAGAAGCAGUUCGUAAUUAACAAGGUGAAUCAAUGCCUGAACGGUUCUAUAGCGGAUGUGUAUCAGCUAGAUAUGCUUGGUAGCCUCAUCUGUCACUUGUCCCCGAAUAUCAUACGGAAUAGCAUCCACAAUGUAAUUACAUCAGCAAUAAAUCUGUUUAAGACCUGUUCUAACCUUAGCCAUGAGCAAAACCAAGAAAUUAAAUACAAAAUCCUGCAGCAUUAUGGAAACCCAUUAAACUGGACAUUCGAAAUAGCACAAGAUAUGGUACCAUUCUGGAAUCUUCUGUCAAAAGAGGAGAUCAUGACUGUAUUGCUGAAGUUUCAGAAUUUAGCACCACGGAUGGUAUCAGAGGCUGCAAGAAUUCCUCAGGGUGAUGAGAUGCUAUCAGCCUUACACAAUGCCAUUUGGUUACAUGGUACCAAUGAUUCAUUAAAAAACCGAUCGACAGAGUGUAUGGACACAACAGCGCUGUCUGCUGAUACCAUCGCACUACUGGGUGAAGCCAAUUCCCUGUGGUCACCAAAGGAGCUGCAAUGUAUGAGUGUGGAAACUUUUGCCAAAACUGUCAACAUCCUUGGUGGUUUGAGAUGUUUCAAUCAAUCUCAGCUGUCUGUUCUGAAGGAUAAAGCAAAACAGCUCUGGGGUCCACUUUCAGAAUGGAAGAGCUAUCAUGUCACUGCACUGGGACACAUCGUCACAGCUCUAAAUGUCAGUGAAAUAGACCGGCUGGAUUUAGGUUCCAUUGACACUAUUUCUGCACUGACCCAGCAAAGUAAAUGGACUGGAGCGCAAGCAAAGUCCAUACUACAUGGGUUCUUGAAUGAUUCUGGAAAAUCAUUAGGAGACUUGAAGAGCUUUGAACUGGCAGGAUUAGGAGGCAGCUUGUGUGUUGCUGAACCUGAGCAGAUAGUUCAGAUCAAGCUUACAGAAUUUCGAUCUGUUAUUUCAAGGCUAGGAUCCCUUUCUUGCAGCCCAAACAUUUUGCAAGUGUUCAAAAAACAGGCAGAGAUGGUCUAUGGAAAAGUGGAAAUGUGGAGCCAUUUCAUUUUGAAUGAUAUAGGCUGCAUUGCAGCUGCAUUAAGUGAACAAGAUUUCAAGUCCAUUGACCCAAGGUUAAUGCCUUAUAUCCAACCUACAGCAAUUUCACUUAUACCAGACCAGACAUUUAAGGAGCUCUCAGCAGAGCAUAUAUCUAAUCUAGGACCUGAAAAUGGAGCGAUGGUUACAGAAUCCCAGCGUGCACAACUCAAUGCCUCUCAGCUGCAAGCCCUGAGUCAAGCACUAGAGGGCAUCAGGAUGAGCAGCAACAGGACACAAUCACUGACAACAAGAAGUACAACCACAGCCACCAGUCUAACUUCUGUAUCAAUUGGUGCUGCACUGACGACUGGUUAUAUCAUCGUUUUCGCAGUUCUCUGUAACUUGAUUUGUUUAUGAAUGCUUAUGGAUGAGAUAUAAUUUUUCCCGUAGAAGAUCAUGGUGCCAACUCUACAGCUUAUCAUAUACUUAGCUUGGAUAUUUAUAAGAUUUGUUCAUACAUGCUAAAGGACAAAUCUGAAAGAUCCAGGAGUCCUUUGCCUAAGAUGAAGGCCCAUAUUGCACAGGGAGCAAUAUACAAUGAGUGGCUGUAUGGUGACUACUCACCGGAAG